AUGGUGCCGAACGCUUUCGAACCGUUCGACUUCGAAAUGUUCGUGCAAGACCGGAACAAGAACCCGCUGCGUACGUUCACGAAGCUUCAUAACAACCCUCAGCUCCCCGAAGUGCAGCUUCACAAAGUGAGGCACUGGCAGAAACUGUUCCCUGUGCUUGAAUCGACCUUCGCAGACGGCUCAGUGGGGGCGGACACGAUCCUUUCUGAAGCUUCGCUGGAGCUCAUGACGGAUCCGCUGCCAGAAGGAUCGGAACUCGGCAUCCGGUCAGUCUUCACAAGCAACUACGACCUAGACUCAUACGAGAACUUCGAAUGUCACACACAAAUCUACGACAACGGCACGCAAGUUGACCACAGCAAUAGCCGUAUCGACUACAAUGCUGAUGGCUCGAAGAGGUUGGGUAAUCUACCUCUUGGAAGCACGUGGUGGGCACAUAGGAUCGUGGAUUUGACUAGACUCCUUCGAGCUGCUAGGAGACGAGACAGCGCAGCAACUCAAGGGACAGCUCACUCUGGAACCUCGGAAGCGUCAAGCAGCCAGAUUGAGGAAAAGGUCCGGGAAUCGCUCAAAAAGCUGUCCGCUGUGCAGGAGGUCUACGCUCAGCCUAAAUGGCAGUACAAACACCAGCGUCUCCUGACCAUCUGCUGGAAGUUCCGGCAAGUAAACCGUGGUGAAGCCGGGCAGACCACUUGGCGGAACCUGGUGCUGCCAACGCCUCAGAUCGGCGAGGAACUGGAGCAUAGAGACCCGUUCAACGUCCCACCCCUCGACUUCGGCAGUGCAACCGCCUCUACCAUAUCUCAAAUCUUCGACCAACCCACUUUCGAACUCGAUGCCCUCUCCUCCAUGGCAAUGGCGGGCGUGUCCGCAGACAUGAUGGCUGCAAGUCUCGCGCCCGACAUGUCCAAUCUAGUUUCUGAAGAUCAGUUCUCCCACCACAGCCAGCUCCCUCAAGACAAUGGCAUCGACUUCACAGGUGGUCAUAUCAAUAUCCGUAUGGAACCAGGCGUGCCCAUGGACGGCUACCAGUAUACGACGCCCACGAUGGGCUACGAGCAGCUGGGCCAGUAUGCGCAACCCUGGCCGGUAUAUGACUCAGUAUACGAGCCAAGAGGUAUGGACGGGCAGGGCUAUCUAGAUGGGCCAGAGCAGAUGAAGGAUGAGGGUAUCGUGCAGUCUAUUGAAGCCAUGGGGGAUCCAUGGGCCGGGGUGAGGGGCGUAGGCGGUUGA
This is a messenger RNA of Coniosporium apollinis CBS 100218, 1233 nucleotides long. RefSeq lists its product as uncharacterized. The record is from RefSeq and is a predicted model, not a curated record. NCBI's taxonomy places the organism in Eukaryota, Fungi, Ascomycota, Dothideomycetes. The transcript has a single exon. Bases 1 to 1233 code for a protein of 410 amino acids.